AAUUCGAUGGGGAACACGCUUAUAAAAAAAGAAACUUUUGGUACUUUUGAUAGCUUCUGACAAGUUUCAACUUAACAUCGUCAUCCUCCUUCCUUUUAACCUCAAAACUCAGUCAAAAGAGAAACUGACCUUCUCUCCAAAAGAUUCUUUAACAUACCCAAAAAAGAUCCAGUCUUUGAUGGCUGAAUAUCUCUCCUCCGUUAGAGAAGCUCCCCAAAUAAUCUCAAAAAUCCACAACCGAAAAUAAAAAUCUCCAGGAAUUUCGACAUCUAUCCCUCUAAGAUUUUCCCUCAAAUCCCAGGAAAUUUGUUUUCCCUCUGGGAAAGGGAUUAAACAGAUUCCAUGGCUGGAAAUGGGAAAUUCCGGAUAUGGAAAAUGUCGAUAUACAAGUCAUCUUCUUCUUCUUCUGCUUCUUCACCCAGAACCCCUCCGAAACCCGACCCGCCAAACGAAUUCCUCUGCCCGAUUUCUGGCUCUUUAAUGGCUGAUCCCGUUGUUGUUUCCUCCGGUCAAACGUUCGAACGGGCUUCCGUUCAAGUCUGUAAAGUUUUAGGGUUUUGCCCGACUCUUUCCGACGGGUCGGUUCCUGAUUUUUCAGCUAUUAUCCCCAAUUUAGCGCUCAAGAGUUCGAUUAUCAAUUGGUGCCGGAAUUCCCACAUGGAAUUACCUUCUGUACCGGAUUCUAGUUCGAUUGAAUCGAAAGUUAGGAACUUGACUGCCCAGCAACAUCAAGGAGGAGACCCGGGAAUCCGGUUCUCCGAGAUGGAGUUGUUGAAGGGCGUUGAAGAUAAUCCUCGAGUGAAUUUUUCGCACGCCGAAACUGAGCUGAACGCCCGGAUUAAUUACUCCUCCAGCUCAGAAGAAUCCGUGAUUGCGAACGGGAUUUCGACGCCCCAGAUGCUCCCUUUCACUCAGAAACCGGCGUGUUAUUCUUCAUCGUCUUCCUCUGCUUCUACCUCCUUCGAAAUGGGUUCUAAUCCCUCCUCAUCAUCAACCGGGGAGGACGAAGUGUUUUUGAUGAAAUUCAAGAGCUUGGAUGUCGUUGAACAGGAACAAGGAGUGGUUUUACUGAGGAAAACCACGCGAAAUGAUGAAGAAGCAAGAGUAACACUCUGUACUCCUAGGCUUCUGCAGGGGAUAAAGCCAUUGCUUAUUUCUAGGUACCCAGUCGUGCAAACGAAUUCUGCGGCCGCCAUUGUUAAUCUUUCGCUUGCUAAGGUGAAUAAAAUUAAGAUUGUCCGUUCUGGGGUUGUCCCCCUUUUGAUUGAUUUAUUAAAAGGCGGAUUUGAGGAAUCGAAAGAACACGCCGCCGGCGCGAUUUUCAGUUUAGCUUUAGAGGAUGAUAACAAAACGGCAAUUGGGGUGUUAGGAGCUUUGCAGCCAUUGUUACAUGCUUUGAGAUCCGGCACCGAGUCAACUCGCCGUGAUUCGGCUCUGGCCUUGUACCAUUUGACACUGGUUAACAGUAACAGAGUGAGAUUGAUUAAGCUCGAAGCUGUUGGCGUUUUGUUAGGGAUGUUGAGGACCGGGGUUCUGGUCGAUAGGGUGGUUUUGGUGGUUUGUAAUCUGGCUGUAUCAUCGGAAGGGCGGUCGGCGUUGUUGGACGGCGACGCUGUGGAAUGCUUGGUGGCGAUUCUGAGGGGCGGAGGCGAUUUUACGCCGUCCGAGUCAACUCGGGAGAACUGCGUAGCUGCUCUGUUUUUACUGAGUCACGGGAGUAUGAGGUUUAAGGGGCUGGCCAGAGAAGCCCGGGCGGCGGAGGUGUUGCAGAUCGUGGUGGAGCGGGGAAGCGAGCGGGCGAAGGAGAAGGCCCGGAGGAUAUUGGUGGCGCUGAGGGGGCGGGAUGAGGAGGAGGACGGCGGAGAAAUCGACUGGGAAGGGGUGAUGCGCGGCGGACUCAGCCGGACUCGGUGCCGAGUCCCGGCGACUCAUUCAAAGGGUCUUAACUCGACCGAGUUUUGAACUGAUUGUGCAAUUAUUGCGUGCUUUUUUGCGCCGUUUUGUCCCUUUCUGCUUUUAAUCGAUUUUAAUAUGUACCAAACCGAGAACCCUCCCUUUUGAUUUUUCGUUUUUUCGGUAAAGCUUUUCUUACAUUAGAAGUAGGGGGUUUUUUUUUCCUAUUUAAUUUUUAAAGAGAGAGAGAGAGAGAGAGAAGAAGAAGAAGAAGAACUGAAGAAGUUGUAAUUAAUUUUAUUUUUGUGUACAUUUGUAGCUUAGGCUGUAAAAAUUGAAGUCAAAAUUGAGAUUGGGAAAAUUUGUUACUACUUGUAAAGUUUGUAAAUAGGAAUUUGAAUUUUCAGAGUAAUUUUUGUUUAAUAUUGGUAGGUGAUUGACUUUGAUCAAGCAUCCGCGUUACCGUGUUGGUGUUAAUCUAAAUUGAAAUUUAUUAAUUGCUCAAACUCG
Messenger RNA from Oldenlandia corymbosa var. corymbosa, 2403 nucleotides. NCBI's taxonomy places the organism in Eukaryota, Viridiplantae, Streptophyta, Magnoliopsida, Gentianales, Rubiaceae. The record is from the annotation of a GenBank genome assembly.